UAAUACGUCGCCUGGAACGUCGCGGUUCGUGGCUCUCUUCUCUUCGUGCAAAUGUCAAUCGCGAGGACUGAUAUACAAAGCAAUAACAAUGGAGGCGUGUAAUGCUGUUGAGCGCGAAGUGGAUAAAGUCCUAUCGAAAUUCGGUGCUAUAAAUGAACAUGCGGAGACGGUGCUGCGCGACUUGAUAAAUCACAUUCAGUCUUUGAAAAAGGAUUUAGAAGAAGCGCCGGCCAAUCAGGAUCUGACAGCUGCCCAGGUACAGAUGUUGAAGCAAGCUAUGACGAAAGUACGCGAUACAGUACAAAGAUUAGCAACGGAUCAUCGCGAUCUGCAUAGUACUGUAUCCAAAGUGGGUAAGGCGAUAGAUAGAAAUUUCAUCGCUGAUUUUGCCAGUACUAGCAGGGAAGAUGUAUUUUCUGGAACUGAGAAGUCUCAUCUCCUGAAUCAAGUAAUCUGUCAACACUUUUAUCGUCAAGGGAUGCUAGAUAUUGCUGAUGAAUUAGCAAUAGAAGCGGGCAUUAAAACCGACGAAGGCAGAAAGGAACCAUUCACGGAAUUGAAUUAUAUAUUAGAUUGUCUGAAACAGAGAAAUCUUGAACCAGCAUUAGAUUGGGCAAAAAAACACAGGGAAGCACUUUUAGCGCAGAAUUCAUCUCUCGAAUUUAAAUUACACAGAUUACAUUUUAUAAGAUUAGUUCAACAAGGUCCUAGUAAACAGAGAGAAGCGAUACUAUAUGCCCGCCAAAAUCUUACACAGUUCGUCGGACGUUACGAGAAAGAAGUACAAUCUCUGAUGGGAACAUUACUCUAUUUGCCACAUGGAAUCCAAUCAUCUCCUUAUAGUCAUUUGUUGGAUCCAACUUUAUGGCUCGAGAUACAUGAUGUUUUUACUAAGGAAGCGUGUACAUUGCUAGGUUUAAGUGUGGAUAGUCCGCUAUCUGUUUGUAUCAACGCAGGAUGCACUGCGUUACCUGCGCUGUUGAAUAUCAAGCAAGUCAUGCAACAGAGACAAGUUACCGGUAUCUGGAGUGGCAAAGAUGAAUUGCCUAUCGAAAUAGACUUGGGAAAGCAGAGUCGUUAUCAUUCUGUUUUUGCGUGUCCGAUACUUAGGCAACAAAGUACAGAGAAUAAUCCGCCGAUGAAAUUGGUUUGCGGCCACGUGAUCUCUCGAGACGCGCUUAACAAACUUGCGAAUGCGAAUAAAAAUCAAUUUAUUUCCAGGUUGAAGUGUCCGUACUGCCCGGCGGAGCAAAAUCCUGAAGAUGCAAGACUUAUUUACUUUUAAUCUGUGAUAUACUACUUAUACAUAUAGUAAUAUAUAUAAAUAUAUAUAUAAUGUGUGUGUGUGUGUGUGUGUGUGUGUGUGUGUGUGUGUGUGCGCGCGCGCGCGCGCGCGUGUGUGUGCGCACACAUGUGUAUAUAAGGACCGUAUACACAUGUAGCUAGUUUUGCAGUUUCUUUGUAACGGAUUACAUCGGAUGCAGAAGUAUAAUGCAAGUUACGUGCAAUAACCAGAGAAAUGUAAAUCAUAUUUUACAUUCUUAUUAUCGAGAGUUCUGUUUCUAAACGUUUUUUUUUCCAUCCUAAUAUCGAGAUCGAUGAUCCAUCUUUUCUCAAAUGCAAAUGUAAGUAUAUUAUUUGCAUCAAUUUUACACAUUUUUUUGGUUAAGGAAACUCGGUCUCAAAUAUCGAAAAAAAAAAAAAAAAAACCGGAGGAACUGUGAUAGUUUUAAUAUUUGUGGGAUAGUUGUAAUUGCGCAGUUAUAUAUUGUUGGUAGACAAUUUAUAUAUAUCACUUUAGUGUUAUAAGUGACAGCUUUCUAUGCGAAUAACUUAAAAACCAUGAAUAUCGACGACGCCUAACAAGUUUGUUAUAAGAUCUUCGUGAGUUUAUUUCUCAUUUUGUUUGUAUGUAUGUAUUGGCUUGACUAUAUAGUUAAACGAAGAGAUCAUUUUGUAAAUACGUGUUUUCAUACUUAUUUCACAUUUCCCACAUUGUAAUUUGUAACAUGCAUAAUUCUGACGAAUGUAUAACAUGAAAAAUAUAUCACAAUGAUAAAC
Molecule: messenger RNA, 2061 nt
Organism: Pogonomyrmex barbatus (red harvester ant)
Lineage: Eukaryota; Metazoa; Arthropoda; Insecta; Hymenoptera; Formicidae
Gene: Sou
Product: required for meiotic nuclear division 5 protein souji
Biological process (GO): proteasome-mediated ubiquitin-dependent protein catabolic process
Cellular component (GO): GID complex; nucleus; cytoplasm
Molecular function (GO): ubiquitin protein ligase activity; protein binding
Source: RefSeq, a predicted model, not a curated record